AUGAAGCCCGAUGUCCUGUGGCUCCUAAUGGGGUUCCUCGUGCUCAAGGGGGGUGCUCGGGCCAUGGACUACGGACAGGAGGAGAGGAAAGGCAGGGGCAGCGCUCCCUCCCCCCCCGCCAAGGAUGCAAGUUUGCCUCCCAGCCCAAGCCCGGAUCCAGCUUGGCCUGGCGCUGCGCUCCCCCAGGCACUCAGCCUUCGCUUCCCUUUUCUCUUCCCUGCAGGGAAGGCCGGCUUCUGCACGCCCUCCCCGAACGGACUGUACGAGCCCCCCUGCAACGUCACCUGCGAGGGGGACUCCGAGUGUCGCGGGACCGCCAAGUGCUGCGAAUACGCCUGCAGCUAUCUUUGCAUGGCCCCCAGCAGAGAGAAGGCCGGCCACUGCCCUCCGCCGCUGAUGAAGAAGCUCCACGGCCCGGCCCUCUGCCGGCUCACCUGCGCCGAGGACCGCGAGUGCCCCGCCGGGCAGAAGUGCUACAAACCCGGGAAGUGCCCCAGACGGCGACCUGUCAAGGGGAUGAUGCCCCGAGAGGCCGCUCUCGACACCUGCCGGCAGGACCAGGAGUGCGAGGGCUGGAAGAAGUGCUGCUUCACCGGCACCUCCAUGGGCUGCCUCGACGUCCAGUAA
Messenger RNA from Pogona vitticeps (central bearded dragon), 627 nucleotides. Lineage: Eukaryota; Metazoa; Chordata; Lepidosauria; Squamata; Agamidae. The record is from RefSeq and is a predicted model, not a curated record.